UUUUGCAGAUGAUUUUAAUGAAGCAACAAAGACCCUCCUUUCAAGGACAAAAGAAAAAAACUUUUCUAUCUACUCUCUCUUCUCUCUUUCUAAAUGGAUCGAAAAACCUCUCCUUGUUAAGUUAGGGUUGCUCCAAACUUCGCACUCAAAUUCUACACAACCAGCUUCAGAUCUCCCCAAAAGGAUUGAAUCUUCUUCUUGUUCGUUCAAUAUUCUUUCUUUGGAUACCAUUUUAUCGACUGGCCGUGAAGAAUCGAAGCUGGGUUUGUUUUAGAUUGUCUUAACAGAUAGCUAACUCAAAUACAGUUACUCAUAUCAUGGGGAGUACUAUUGCAGUCAAGGAAACUCAUCAGAGUUGCAGUUCUGAUCUUGUUGCCAAGACUGUGGAAUCACCGCUAAUGAUUGACUCAAUAUCUAUAGAUCUCAUCAAUGCUAAUGAUGACAUUGAUACUGGGAAGUGUGAGCAUUUUUCCAUUCGUGGAUAUGCAUCUGAGAUGCGCAACAAGGACUGGAAGAAAUGCUGGCCAUUUGCAUUAGAUAUUGGAGACCAGAAUAUAUCUGAAGAACAAAACUGUAAGCUUCCUCCUUUACUUGUUCCGAAGUUCAGAUGGUGGUGUUGCCAAAACUGCCAGCAGGAAAAUGGGGCUGAAGGUAGUGUAAAUGAACUAAGAACUGUUGCUAAUAUUAGUAGCAAAUUGAAAUCCUUUGGCUCUUGUCCCCAUUUGUCAUCCCAUGGUGGUGCUGUGAUGUGGUUAUCAGAUUUGCAGUGGGCUGGAAAGAUUAAUGUUGAAUCAAGAAAACUUGAUGCUAAUGCUUGUGUGAAUGUCAAUAGCAGUGACUAUCAUCCUUUAUUUAGUGAUAAAAGUGGAAAAGCAGCUGAAAUUGAAAAUAUGCCAAUCAUAGGUCAAGGCGAUGUCUUGGCAAAUAACAUUAAUAAGGACAUCCAUGUUUCAAAUUAUGCUGGAAUAGAAGUUAUUUCUAACCUUAUGCAGCAAUCACUUCAUAUAGAUGAUAAAGUGGCUUCUCUGCAACUUCAUAAGCCCGAUAUAAAAGAUAAUGACAUUGCUGGUGUUAAGCUUCCUGAAUCAAACCCGAAGUGCUCGGUUAAGGAUGCCACUGAUAGAUGUCAAACAGGAAAACAUGAUUCUGCCUCUGAUCAGCAGAUGGAGUUUGUGAAAGCUGGUGGUUCUUAUGGGAUAGCCAGUGUAGUUAAUGGGGUUCCUGAUUCUAUCAAGACUCGUACAGCUGAACAUCCUUCAUUGGAAUUAGAUGAUUUUGAUUAUGCAUCAGCUGAAAGUGCUGAGAAAUUGCAUGGAAGUGCAAGCAGCAUGCAUCGAAGAAAAACCCCUAAGGUACGUCUGCUGACUGAAUUGCUGGGUGAAAAUGGAGAUGAAAAAACUGAUGUCACAAGUACAGAAGAUUCUCCUUCCAGUGCCAUUCCUGAUGCAUCUAUAGGCAUAGAUUUAGUAUCUGCUCCCCAAGGUCAAGUCAAUUUCCCAGGAAAUGUUAUGAGCAGUUUGGCUCAUAGUAGGAAAAGAAAGUUGCCACAGCAUGAAGAAUGGAGACCGGGGGAAAUGAGCUCUCCAUAUAUUGGGCAUAAAAAUCUUAGGACCUUCAAAAGAGGUGUUGAAACUGCUGAUGGAAUUGCAAGUUUUGAUUCAGAAGGUACAGUUAAUGGAAGUGGCUCACAAACUGCUGCAAAGAGCCAUUUGUUAAACUUUAAAGUUGAUAAAAGUCCUAUUAUAGGAAAGAAGAAAAAUAAAAAGACCCAGAAUUUUGAUAAAUGUUUGUCCUUGUCUCGAGAAAAUCUGCAGAAGGAAAGACAGAAAAAGCCUGGAGAUACCACUAAGAACAAUGCCACUGAUAUUGUUUUGUACAAAUCAAAUGAUGUAUCUGCAGGCAGUGGGUUGGGUUCCUCUCCUGAAUCUUCCCAAAAGGCAGAGAAAAAAUCUAAUUUAUUGAAGAAAAAGAGCAAGGUGCAUCAAGAUCAUGAUGGGUUUGCUUCUUCAAUUACUUGGAACAAUGGCAUUCUCAGAGAAGGUCUGGCUUCAAGGAAGGAUUUAGAAAUAAGACAAAGUGGGUCCGUUGCUGUUCCACUUAUAGUAACCAAGGAUGCAUCAGCUGAAAAAGGACUGCAAUUUUCACUUAAUAAUUGCUUGCCUGCUAAAACAUAUGAUGGAAAAUAUAUUACACCAAUCAGAGAUGGGCUACCAUCUCAAUUGCCUUGGCAAGGGCGUGUUCUCAGUGACUAUGAGAUUGGGAGGAAAGAUCUAAAGAUGAAUUAUGUUGGAGACUGUAGUUUUUAUUCUAAAUCUCAACUGGAUGCCUAUCUUUGGAAGGAAAUGCAUGUUGGUCUCAACAGUAACCAAACUAUAUACGGAAUACCAUUACUGAAUGAGAAGCAAAAGCACAGCUCUCGUGCUGAAGUUGGGAGUUGUUCUCUGAUUCAGCAAAUGGAUUUCAGUGGUACAAGCAACAAUGGGAAAACUGUGGAUCUUCAGGACCAUUCAACAGUUGCUAGGAAACAUUACGAUCAACGAGCUGAAAUGGCCUCUGAGCAAGGAGCUUUAGAUGACAUACCCAUGGAAAUCGUUGAACUCAUGGCAAAGAAUCAGUAUGAAAGGUGUCUUCCAGAUACUGAAAUUGAUAAACAGCUAUCAGAAACAACCAACAACGCCAGAAAUUAUCAGAGGGUGGAUCUUAAUAAAGUAUAUGGAAAUGAAGAGAUGAGCCUGUUUCAUGCAACCACUCAUAAACCAAAACCCCGAGCUAAAAACGGAAGAAUUGGCAAAAUUGUAAUGGGUGAUAAUGUGAGAUCCAUUCAAAAGUCAGUUGAUUAUUUCUCUCACAUGGACGGAAACCAGUGUAAUAUGAGCCAUUUGGAACAAAGUUAUUCCCCUGCCGGCUUUCAACGUUUUCCUUUAUGUAGAGAGAAGCCUCUAAAUGGACUCCAAUUUUCUGCUACCAAUUCCAGCAGGCAAAACAGUGCUCAAAAUUGCCAGUGGAUCGGGAACAUGGUUGGCCAGAGGUCCUCUCACAUUAGCGUGCAGGCGUUGGGAGUUUGUAACACAUGCCAGAGUGCUCCACAGCAGUAUAAAGAAGCCGCUCAUCUAUGGCCAUCCACAAUACCAAAAAACAUUUCCUAUCUAAAUGGCAUCCCUAAGAAGCAUGCAGAUAAGGGGGCAAAUGUAGAUGUAAUUUCACAUUUUCCCUGCAGUCUGCCUAAGGGAAAUAUGAGUGGAGAUGAUAGGAACUUCUCAAAUCUGGCUUCAAACUUUGAAAAGCAUAGUAGAAAGUUUGAUUCUGAAGUCCUUGGACGGACACAUACAGAUUACCCAAUUGCUUGCAAACAUAAUGGGAUGGGGUCGUUAGAUCUGUAUUCUAAUGAAACUAUACCAGCGAUGCAUCUACUCAGCCUUAUGGAUGCAGGGUUACAGUCAGGUGCACCAGUUAAUGUGGAUGGAAACCAAAGAUUUGUUAAAAAAACUUCCUUUCUUCAUGGUCAUCGCUCUAAUGAGUUGUCAAGCCUGCCAUCUGGGGGAUAUAGGAACAAUUCAAUGAAACAUCCAUCCUAUGAUUGUUAUGGUAAAGGCCACCUACCUGAGAGUUUCUGUGAAUGUAUGUCGGCCACUCCACCAGUUGGUCCUUCGACUUCUUCAUUCCAGCAUGAUAAAGCUUUCAAGAAGGCAACUGAUAUUAUGGGUCAAUUUUCACUCAAGUCUAGAGAGAAAGAAAAGAAAAAAUUCUCAGACUCACAGAGGCAGAAUAGAAACCACAGAUCACAAAAAACCUUAUCUUCAAGCAGUGGCUUAAACAUAACUUGUGGAUCCAUUCCUGUUCAUAGCAUGCCAAAACUGGUGCUUGGCACUUCAGACUUUACGAUGUUUCCGAUUCAGAUUCAUGCAAUAGAGAGUGCAACAAAACAGAAGCAGGAUGCUCGGACUAUGAGUGGCACCCUUUUCCAUCCGAAAAAUGGUUCAGAGAACAAAAUCUGCUGCAUUAACAGAAAUCCUGCUGAUUUUACUGUGCCUGCGGCAGGAAACAUUUACAUGAUUGGAGGUGAAGACCUGAAAUUUGGAAGGGAAGCUCCCUCAUCUGGCUGUAGAAAAUUGGUUGGGCACAAGCGUCAGAGGAAGCCUACUGUUAGAAAAGAGCAUUCACGAAAUUGAUCUUCGUGAAACUGUUAUCAUUAUAUAUGCUGCAGGCAAAAUCUGAAGCACCUUCCUUGAUUCCACAAAAGAAGAAAAGCUUAGAAGCCUUAUGAAGUGUCAGGCAUCAAACCAGUUAUAUUUUGCACAAGUUGAUUUUUAUUCUCGAACUAAAAAUGUUCUACUUGCUUUGCCAUUUUCCAUUGCCAAGCCUGAGAACAUGAAAAAAAAUGUUUGCUGCAUGUUAAGGCCUGUAAAUAUUUGCAUAUGCCUCAGCCUCGACCCCUGCACAAUCACCCUUGCAUAUCAACUGUACUUAUUCGGUGUUGUAUGCCUGUGUUUUCCUGGACAACGGUUUGUAAAACCAAAACAAUGCCCUUAUUAGUACUCAAAAGGGCUUGUUUGUUACUUAAAUAAUUUGGUCUAUGCUCCAUAAUUGAGCAGCUGGUGGGAAUGGAAUCAGAGAAUAGGCAAUUAGCCACUAUAUAUGUUAUGAAGCAUAACUCUGAAGAGCCCUAGAGGAAUAUCUGAUUGUUAUUGAUUAUUCAAUUGUAAUUUAUAGCUCUUAAGAUUUGGAAAGAGAGUGAGAGAUAAACAGAGAUGGUAUCCUCUGAAUCCUAUUGGAUACCAUACCUAUUCACUGAAAGCAGAAAUAUCUUUUCCUGUAAUAUAGUAUGUUACUGGUUUUAUUGUUUUUUUUUUCUUUUGUGGUUCUCUCCUUGUUGAUUACUAAAUUGGAGAAACUAUGGUUAUUCAGAUGUUUCAGAGGGAUAUAUGCUAUAGAGUGCAUAUCUAGCACGAGUCUUGCUACGAUGAGGCAAAAUCCUUUAGAUAAUCACCUAACUGAAAGAGCGUAUCAUUUUGACGUGAGCAGUGGCCGCUCUCAAGUCCUGAACUGGUACUCGAGCACUUGCAAGAGUAAAAACUUGACCAUCACUUCAAAGUUCAAACUAUGACUGAAACAAUUGUCACGAUGAUACUAUUAGUUAUUAAGCAUGAAACUAAAGAUUUUACCACCUACUAAAAUAAUGGUUGCAGAAACUAAAUAUUAAUAAUUCAAUAGUAACCAAGAUAAUCGAUGGAUGCAAAUUAACUCUCUUGUCUGAAUCUCUACUGUUGUAGUGAUUUUCUCUUCAAUUCUUUUUCAUUUCUCAUUUCUCAUUCAUUAAUAUUAAAUCAGCUUAUUUGCAGGGUUAAAAGAAUGACGCAUAUUGUGGGUCUUCCCCUCUCAUUUCAGAUCUCAACAUCUUUAUCAUGUGUUCUAUAAAUCUAUAUAUAAUAUCUACUGCUAGUAUUCUAUU
Molecule: messenger RNA, 5449 nt
Organism: Durio zibethinus
Lineage: Eukaryota; Viridiplantae; Streptophyta; Magnoliopsida; Malvales; Malvaceae
Product: protein EMBRYONIC FLOWER 1-like
Biological process (GO): shoot system development; negative regulation of DNA-templated transcription; negative regulation of flower development
Source: RefSeq, a predicted model, not a curated record